Molecule: messenger RNA, 1747 nt
Organism: Sinocyclocheilus grahami
Lineage: Eukaryota; Metazoa; Chordata; Actinopteri; Cypriniformes; Cyprinidae
Product: frizzled-8-like
Exons: 1
Coding region: 8-331 (107 amino acids)
Biological process (GO): non-canonical Wnt signaling pathway; canonical Wnt signaling pathway
Cellular component (GO): plasma membrane
Molecular function (GO): Wnt-protein binding; Wnt receptor activity
Source: RefSeq, a predicted model, not a curated record
GAAAAGAAUGGAGUGCUACCUGUUGGGGAUUUACCUGUUCCUCGCGCUCGCCCUGCUGCCCCGCUCGAGCGGCACCACGGCCAAGGAGAUCACCUGUCAGGAGAUAGCCGUUCCUCUGUGCAAGGGCAUCGGCUACAACUACACCUACAUGCCCAACCAGUUCAACCACGACACGCAGGACGAAGCCGGCUUGGAGGUGCACCAGUUCUGGCCUCUGGUGGAGAUCCAGUGCUCGCCGGAUCUCAAGUUCUUCCUGUGCAGCAUGUACACCCCCAUAUGCCUGGAGGACUACAAGAAACCCCUGCCGCCGUGCCGGAGCGUAUGCGAGUGAGCCAAGGCGGGCUGCGCCCCGCUCAUGCGGCAGUACGGCUUCCCUUGGCCGGACCGCAUGAGGUGCGAUUUGCUGCCCGUUCAGGGCGCGCCAGACACGCUGUGCAUGGACUACAACCGAACCGACUCCACCACGGUGUCGCCGGUGCUGUCCAAACCCACCAACUACCCCAGCAAAGCCUUCAAUCCGCACAAAAAGAAAAGCGGGCGAGCGGGUGUUGGACCCAAAGCGAGUAAGCCCUGCGAGCCGGGCUGCCAGUGUCGCGCGCCGAUGGUGGCUCUGAACAGCGACCGACACCCGCUGUACAACCGCGUCAAGACGGGUCAGAUCCCGAACUGCGCCAUGCCGUGUCACAACCCGUAUUUCACCCAGGACGAGCGGACUUUCACGGCCUUCUGGAUCGGACUCUGGUCGGUGUUAUGCUUCAUAUCCACUUUCGCCACCGUGGCUACGUUUCUAAUCGACAUGGAGCGCUUUAAAUACCCCGAGCGCCCGAUUAUUUUCCUCUCGGCGUGUUAUAUGUUUGUGUCGAUCGGCUACAUUGUGCGAUUAAUUGCCGGGCACGAAAAGGUGGCGUGCAACCGGGAGUACGACGUCGAGCACAUCCACUACGAGACCACCGGCCCCGCGUUGUGCACCGUUGUGUUUUUGUUGAUCUACUUCUUCGGGAUGGCCAGCUCGAUAUGGUGGGUCAUCCUCUCGCUCACCUGGUUCCUCGCGGCGGGCAUGAAGUGGGGCAACGAGGCCAUCGCGGGCUACUCUCAGUACUUCCACCUGGCCGCCUGGCUCAUCCCGUCCAUGAAGUCCAUCGCCGUGCUCGCGCUGAGCUCGGUGGACGGCGACCCGGUCGCCGGGAUCUGCUACGUGGGCAACCAGAACUUGGACAACCUGCGGGGCUUCGUGCUGGCGCCGCUAGUGAUCUACCUGUUCAUCGGCACCAUGUUUCUUUUGGCCGGAUUCGUGUCGCUGUUCAGGAUCAGAAGUGUCAUUAAGCAGGGUGGCACUAAGACGGACAAACUCGAGAAGCUGAUGAUCCGGAUCGGGAUCUUCACGGUGCUCUACACGGUCCCCGCGACCAUCAUCGUGGCGUGUUACUUCUACGAGCAGCAUAACAGACAGAGUUGGGAGAUCACGCAUAACUGUUCGUGUUUAUUGGAGCAGGAGGUCAAGAGGCCGGACUAUGCUGUGUUCAUGCUCAAAUACUUCAUGUGCCUUCUGGUGGGCAUCACCUCUGGAGUUUGGACCUGGUCCGGUAAGACCCUGGAGUCCUGGAGGAGUUUCUGCACGCGCUGCUGCUGGGGCAGCAAGGGCUCCGGUGGCUCCAUGUACAGUGAUGUGAGCACGGGUUUAACGUGGAGGUCCGGGACCGCCAGCUCGGUGUCCUGCCCCAAGCAGAUGCCUUUGUCCCAGGUCUGA